GCGGUGCAGCGACCAGUCCCUGAGCUGCCGGCGGGGAAACUGAGGCCCGGGCGACCGGGGCGGAGCUGGCCCCGGGGAGAGCCCGAGCCUCCGCCCCCGGCCGGCCCCGCCCCGGCCCGUAAGAGGCCCCCUAGGCGCCGGGCGAAGCCGCACAGCGCGGCGCUGGGGGCCGGGGCCAGGACCGCGAUGGCAGCUCAGCGUCUGGGCAAGCGGGUGCUGAGCAAGCUGCAGUCUCCGUCGCGGGCUCGCGGCCCGGGGGGCAGCCCCCGGGGGCUGCAGAAACGACACGCGCGUGUCACCGUCAAGUACGACCGGCGGGAGCUGCAGCGGCGGCUAGACGUGGAGAAGUGGAUCGACGGGCGCUUGGAGGAGCUGUACCGCGGCAGGGAGGCAGACAUGCCUGAUGAGGUCAACAUUGACGAAUUGUUGGAAUUAGAGAGCGAAGACGACAGAAGCCGGAAAAUCCAGGGACUCCUGAAGUCGUGCAGGAACCCCACAGAGGACUUCGUUCAGGAGCUGCUGGGGAAGCUACGAGGCCUCCACAAGCAGCCCGGCGUCCACCCGCCAAGCCCCUCCGGGGACCGCAGCCUGAGCCCCCUCCAGGACCCAGCCCGGACCGCGCCACCCUGACCUUCUUGCCUCCGUGGCCCCCUCUCUUCUCCCCUACCCUCCACACCGUCCUGGCUUGUUUGUGAGUUGUAUGUAAUGGUUCUGUAACAAUAUGGUGUGCCUGUUUUUCCUCUCCCUGAUUACCGUGGGUUUCCCUGAGCUCCCCCCACACACCUCCGUCUGUCCUGCUGCAUCUCCCCCGGUCCUGGCACCCGCAGCCCGCCCGACAGAUGGAGAAUCGUUCGCCAGCCAGAGAGCAUGAGAACAGGCCCUGCUGACCUUGCCCCCCUCCCCUUCUGGAACUCGGCUUGUCCUCACUUCCCCCGCAGCCUUGGCCCAGUGCAAGCCAGCAGGGCCCCAGUGGUUGUCAUUCAGGGCUCCUGUGGGAAUGAUGGCCUGUGGUCCUUGUACCACGGGAGAUGCACAAAACCAAAUGUGCCCAAUAUCACCACCACACAUCGUGAACAAACCAGGAGGGCUUCCUGAAGAAAGUGACACUGAGGCAAGGCUUUGAAGGAUGCAUAGGAGUUUAUAUGAAAUGGGUACCCAUAUCUGAACCUUGUGAGUAGAGGGAUUGACAUUGAGGCUAAGGCAGGGAAGAUACCAGAUAUCGGUGGAGCCAUCCACCCAUCAGCGUCGGCAAGUCCCCUAGAGCUGGAUCAGGGAGGCCGCUGGGCUGGGCGCUAGGGAGGCCUGAAGGGCAUCAGAAGUGGGUGGCAGCUAUUCACCCCAAACUGUGGAAUUAUUUCAGUAUUUUUUUAAAAAGAUUUUAUUUACCUGACAGAGCACAAGUAGACAGAGCAGUGGGCAGAGGGAGAGGGAGAAGCAGGCUCCCCGUUGAGCAGAGAGC
This is a messenger RNA of Zalophus californianus (California sea lion), 1459 nucleotides long. RefSeq names its product protein phosphatase 1 regulatory inhibitor subunit 14A (gene PPP1R14A). Gene Ontology annotation, biological process: regulation of phosphorylation. The record is from RefSeq and is a predicted model, not a curated record. The transcript is spliced from 4 exons. The coding region runs from base 187 to 630 and encodes 147 amino acids. Gene Ontology annotation, cellular component: cytoplasm. Lineage: Eukaryota; Metazoa; Chordata; Mammalia; Carnivora; Otariidae. Gene Ontology annotation, molecular function: protein serine/threonine phosphatase inhibitor activity.